GAACAGCUGAUCGGUCUCGAAUCUGAUAUCCUAGGACCCAAAAACUUCGUAGCAGCAGCUCGUCGCUGGCCUUUCUUUCUUACUUACAUACAUAUAUAUAUUUACGUCUCUCCUCGCGGAGGAAGUCAGAGAAAAAGAAAGAAAAAAAGAUGGCGAUCUCUCAGAUCUGGGUUACUGUAGGAAUACUUGCUCUUCUCUUUGUAUCAACAUUUGCAGACGAUGUAGUCGUCCUUACUGAACAGAACUUCGAGGAGGAGAUUGGACAGGAACGAGGGGCUCUUGUCGAAUUUUACGCGCCGUGGUGUGGGCACUGUAAGAAGCUUGCUCCAGAGUACGAGAAACUUGGUGCAAGCUUUAAGAAAUCCAAAUCUGUUUUGAUUGGAAAGGUGGAUUGUGACGAGCAUAAGAAUCUGUGCAGCAAAUAUGGGGUUACUGGAUAUCCUACAAUUCAAUGGUUUCCCAAAGGUUCCUUGGAACCAAAAAAGUAUGAAGGACCACGUACUGCUGAAUCCCUUGCUGAAUUUGCAAAUAAUGAAGGAGGGACCAACGUGAAGAUAGCUGCAACCCCAUCAAAUGUGGUGGUGCUAACAGCAGAUAAUUUUGAUGAGGUUGUUUUGGAUGAAAGCAAGGAUGUUCUGGUUGAGUUUUAUGCUCCAUGGUGUGGCCAUUGCAAAAAUCUUGCUCCUAUCUAUGAAAAGGUGGCAACCGCAUUUAAAAUGGAGGACGACGUAGUAAUUGCAAAUCUGGAUGCUGACAAAUACAAGGAUCUGGGUGAAAAGUAUGGUGUUAGUGGCUAUCCUACAUUAAAAUUCUUCCCAAAAAGCAACAAAGCUGGUGAGGACUAUGAUGGUGGCCGAGAUGUAGAUGACUUUGCGAGUUUCAUCAAUGAGAAGUGUGGCACUAGCCGAGAUGGAAAAGGGCAGCUCACUUCAAAAGCGGGUAUUAUCACAGAUCUUGAUGCGUUAGUGAAGGAAUUUAUAAGUACUGGCGAUGGUGAGAAGAAAGCACUCUUCUCUAAGUUGGAAGAGGAGGUUGAGAAGCUCAAGGGUUCAACAGCAAGGCAUGGUAAGAUUUACUUGAAAGCUGCCAAGAGCUGUUUGGAAAAAGGUUCUGGUUAUGCGAAGAAUGAAAUAGAACGGCUACAGCGUAUACUUGAUAAGUCGUCAAUCAGCCCAGCCAAGAUUGAUGAGUUCACACUGAGGAAGAACAUCUUAUCUACAUUUGUUUAAUCAGAGCUCGAUGCUGACCUAUAUCUCUCUUGGGUUGUGGUGUUUCCAUUUCUUAGGGCUUGUUCCCUCAAGUUCAUUAAGCUGGAGAAACAAAUCAAACAAUAGCCUGAUAUUUACAUGAGCUUCCGUUUGCUGCAUGGGAGGCCUCAAAAUUUAAAAGAGUAUAUUCUUGAGCCGUGGAAUAGAGUGCAGAACAAUUUUGGGGUUACGCUAGUAAUUAUUUCUGAUUGACAGUAAUGUCUUUAAAUUUAGAUAUUACAUUUUCCACUCUAGCAUUUUUAUUUUGCACCGCUCGUUAUUGUUGUAACUUUGCAUAGCUAAAAGCCUAAAAGUGUUUAAGAAAUUUGAAGUGUACCUCCAUUAGAGGUAAAUGACGUUAACAUGGUUAAAUGGAACUUUUUCUAAUCA
This is a messenger RNA of Macadamia integrifolia, 1637 nucleotides long. Its product is annotated as probable protein disulfide-isomerase A6. Gene Ontology annotation, biological process: protein folding. Gene Ontology annotation, molecular function: protein disulfide isomerase activity. Gene Ontology annotation, cellular component: endoplasmic reticulum. The coding region runs from base 150 to 1229 and encodes 359 amino acids. NCBI's taxonomy places the organism in Eukaryota, Viridiplantae, Streptophyta, Magnoliopsida, Proteales, Proteaceae. The transcript is spliced from 11 exons. The record is from RefSeq and is a predicted model, not a curated record.